This is a messenger RNA of Symbiodinium necroappetens, 534 nucleotides long. The record is from the annotation of a GenBank genome assembly. Lineage: Eukaryota; Dinophyceae; Suessiales; Symbiodiniaceae.
AUGCAGCCUUUCGGGCCGCUGCGAUGUCUGCUGCUGGUUGCGCUGGGCGUCCUUGCGCAAGCGCAUGAGCCCAUCGUCCUGAAGCCAGGGGAAGCCGAGGCUGGCAAAUCACGGAAGAUGAUGGUGCUUAUUCCAGGGGCGAAUGUACCAAAUCAUCACUACCAGCAGACCGCCCAAGCAAUUCAGGACGCUGCCGCGCAGAAAGGUUUGAGCCUGUGGCUGGUGGUGCCGACCGUCUUCCAAAACCUCUGCAUCAUCAGCUGUGCUGCGACGUGGCUCUGCUCCCCGCUGCACUCGGCAGUGGAGGCGGCGCUCUCCGCCGCUGCGAAGCAGGGCUGGAAUCGGACAAACGACUCCGAGAAUUUGUGGCUGGCUGGGCACAGCCUUGGCGCCACCUGUGCAAACAAGCUUUUCCAGGCCUACAACGCCCACAACUCCAGCAACUCGGGCUCGAGUCCCUAUGCUGGUAUGGUGGUCAUGGGAGGCUAUGUGGAUGAAACAGGAGACUACGACCUGCUCGGCUAUCCGGUGCCA